AUUAAGGAUACUCACCGCUGAUGCCUGGAUGACAACCAUCACCCAGAUACUGAGGGGUGAACAUGGAAAAAUCUGGCACAGCAACCACUGGGUAGGCGACAGUGAUGCAACAGUAGGUGUAGGGCAGAGCUGCACUGUCCACUACAGAGAGGAGGAGCAUGCCACCCCUCUAUAUAAGGCUUGAAAGCCUGUCCCUCCUGGAUCUGUCCCUGAUCAUCCUCUCCUCCCCCACUGAGAUUUCCAAACCGUAUCCCUGUGCCCUCCUCAUCUCCCAUCACUCUGGUCCGAGGGAUCCCAGAGGCUUUUUUGCUCUUCCACUGUCCUAUCAUCAUCUCUCUCCCUCCUUGGUCGAGAGGGCCGCCACAUCAUACCUGGCCUCCUGUAGAGUCACAUCACUGUGAAGGCACCUACCUAACUACCUACCUGCACCUUUUGACUACUUUGACGCUUUGUUUCUGGGACGAGGCUCAAGAUGCCGGAGCCCACCAAGAAAGAUGAGACGCCAAAUGGCCAGCCCGAAGAAAGUGUUGCCCCAGACAGUAACGGUGCCCUGCCCCUACCUGAGAUUUCCCUGGAGGUUUCUCCACCCCCAGAAGCGGUAGCAGAGGGGAAAGAGCCAGUAGAGACUGAUGGGAAGAAACCAGAGCCUACAGAGCCUGAGCCAUCACAGGCUGUGGUGGCUCAGGAGCCGAGCCCUGCCGAGAACGGCUCAAACCAACCACAGACUGGUGGGGUUGGGGUAAAAGAGCAAGCAGAGUCUGAUAACGCUACUGUUAAGGAAGAGGUCCCUUGCUCUCCCCCACCACCUGAAGAAGCCAAUUCACUCAAGAAACUCUCUAUUGAGCUGCCCAAUGAUAGCGUCCCUGUGCCAGCCAUGGGGAGAAAAGACUCAGUGUGGUCGCUGGGAGAGGGCCAGGCCCCCGAGGACCUGGAAAAGCCUAUUGACACCCCGCCACUGUCCACGCUGCUGAUAGAGAAACCCUCCAGUGCCACUGUCACUGUAGGCGGAGACGUCGUCUUUGUUGCCAAGGUGGAGGCCAAAGAUCUUCUCCGCAAACCCACCAUCAAGUGGUUUAAAGGAAAAUGGAUGGAUCUGGCCAGCAAGACGGGAAAGCACUUGCAGCUCAAGGAGACCUUUGACCGAUUCACCAAGAUCCACACGUUUGAAAUGCACAUCAUCAAGGCCAAAGACAACUAUGCUGGAAACUACAGGUGUGAAGUCAGCUACAAGGACAAGUUUGACAGCUGUUCCUUUGACUUGGAAGUUAAAGAGGCUGAACAGGGCUCACAGAGUAUUGAUAUUCGAUCAGCUUUCAAAAGAAGCAGUGAAGGACAAGACGAUGCAGGGGAGCUUGACUUUAGUGGUCUCCUUAAACAUAGAAAUCAAAGGGAGGUGAAACAGCAGGAUGACACCCCAGAUGUCGAUGUCUGGGAGAUCCUGAAGAACGCCCGCCCAGAUCAGUACGAGAAGAUUGCCUUUAUGUACGGCAUCACAGAUCUGAGGGGUCUGCUGAAGAGGAUGAAGAAGAUUCCGAAAGAGGAGAAGAAAAGCGAAGCCUUUGCAAAGAAACUCGAACCGGCGUAUCAGGUGGACAAAGGUGGAAAGAUCCGCUUGGUGGUCGACCUGGCCGACCCGACAGUUGAGCUGAAGUGGUACAAGAACGGACAGGAAAUCAGGCCCACGCCCAAUCAAAGGAAGUAUAUCUUUGAGCAUAAGGGCACACAAAGGAUCAUGGUCAUCAACAACUGCUCCAUGAUGGAUGACGCAGCCUAUUCUGUAGCUGCGGGAGACGAGAAAUGCUCCACAGAGCUGUUUGUGAAAGAAUUGCCCAUCAAGAUCGUUAAAGGUAUUGAGCCUGUGAAGACCACAGUGAAUGAGAGGAUUGAGCUGGAGUGUGAGGUGUCAGAGGAAGGUGCUCAGGUCAAAUGGAUGAAGAACGGCGUUGAGGUUCCAACUGGAGUGCGCUCCAGAUACCGAGUGAAGUGUGAAGGAACUAAACACUUCUUGGUGAUUGAUGACGCCUCCAAAGAGGACACUGGGACGUACUCCGUCAUGGCUUCUGGUGGCACAUCUGAGGCUCACGUACAGGUUGACUUGAAGCCAUUGAAGAUUUACCAGGACCUGCAGGAUAUGACGGUGAAGCUGGGUGAACCCAUUAAACUCCACUGUGAGAUUUACCCCGGCAACGUCCCUGGUCGCUGGUACAGGAAUGGACAGCUAAUCCAACCCAGUGACCGCCUCAACAUCAUUCACAGAAAUAAGAUCCAUCGUCUUGAAAUUGCGACCAGCUCCCUUCACGACGCAGGAGAUUACACUUUUGUACCUGAGGGAUAUUCACAGAGCCUCUCAGCCAAAAUUCACAUCAUUGACCCACCGAGGGUGCACUUGGACAGCUUGAACUUCCCCGACAACACGGUGACAAUUGUGGCAGGAAACAAACUUCGCUUGGAGAUCCCCAUCAGUGGAGAACCAGCUCCCAGAGUGGUGUGGAUGAAGGGAGAGAGGGUGAUUCUUGAGUCGGGCCAUCGUGUCCGAGCUGAAACGUACGGCGACCAGACCAGCCUGACGAUUGAAGUCACAGAGCGGGAGGACAGCGGCAACUACAAGAUAGUCCUGCAGAAUGAGGCUGGCGAAGACACGGCCAGCGUCAAGAUCAAGGUUGUCGACAUCCCUGACGCUCCAGAGGCUCCUUUGGUCCCUGUAGUGGGCGGUGAUUGGUGCUCUAUGACAUGGGAACCACCAAAAUAUGAUGGAGGUUCACCAAUAUUAGGCUACUUCGUCGAGAGGAAGAAGAAACAGAGCUCCAGGUGGAUGAGGCUGAACUUUGACCUGAUCAAAGAAACACAGUUCGAACCCAAGAAGAUGAUUGAAGGAGUACCAUACGAGGUCCGCAUCUUCGCCGUCAAUGCCAUUGGUGUGUCCAAGCCGAGUGAACCGUCGAAAGCCUUUACCCCCCUCGCUGUGACCAGCGAGCCCACCAUGCUGGUCGUGGAUGACGUCACCGACACCACAGUGACUGUAAAAUGGCGUCCUCCUGAAACCAUCGGAGCUGCCGGUCUGGACGGAUACUUGGUGGAGUACUGCAUAGAAGGAACUGAUGACUGGGUAAUAUCCAACAAGGAGCUGACAGAGAAGACCAAGUAUACCAUCACUGGGCUGAGUCCGGGGUGUAAAAUCUUAGUUCGAGUCAAAGCCCUCAACGCUGCCGGAGCCAGCGCUCCACGCACCCUUCAGCACUCCAUCCUGGUCAAAGAGGUUGUCGAACCUCCCAAGAUCCGCGUCCCCCGACACUUGAAGAUGACAUACACUCGCAGGGUUGGAGAAGCAGUCAACCUUGUUGUGCCAUUUAUGGGCAAACCCAGGCCGAAGGUCACCUGGCUGAAGGACGGCCAGGCCAUAGAGCCAACACACGUCAACAUCCGCAACACAGACUGCGACAGCAUCAUCUUCAUACGUAAGGCCGAACGCAGCCACUCUGGGAAGUAUGAGAUGAGUGUACAGGUUGAAAACCACAAGGACACGGCCAUCAUUGACAUACAGAUCGUAGACCUCCCUGGACCUCCUCAGGCUGUUACAAUCGAAGAUGUUUGGGGAGGAAAUGUUGCUCUGGUAUGGACUCCUCCAAAAGACAACGGCAACGCCCCGAUAACAGGCUACACCAUUCAAAAAGCAGACAAGAAGACAAUGGAGUGGUACACGUGCAUUGAGCAUUACCAUCGCAACUGCAUCACCAUCACGGAGCUGGUGGUUGGAAACGAGUACUUUUUCAGGAUCUUUUCAGAGAACAUGUGCGGCCUGAGCGAAACUGCCACCCAAACCAAAAAGAGUGCCCUCAUCGUCAAAGAAGGCAUGCAGCUGAAAAUACACAAUUUCGAAGACCACGACUUCAAAGAGGCGCCAAAGUUCACGCAGCCGCUGAUCAACACUUUCGCCAUCGCCGGCUACAACGCGACGCUAAACUGUAGUGUCCGUGCCAACCCGAGGGCCAAAGUGAUCUGGAUGAAGAAUAAGAUGAUCAUCGUCGACGACCCGCGCUACCGCAUGUUUAGCAACCAGGGAGUAUGUACCCUGGAGAUCAGGAAGCCCAGCCCCUAUGAUGGGGGUAUGUACACCUGCAAGGCCAUCAACGAUCUGGGAGAGGCCCAAGUGGACUGCAAGCUGGAGGUCAAAGUCCAAACUCAAGAAUUGUGAAUGUAUGUUCUCAUAUAAGGAGGCUUCACCUUUUACGAACUCAUGCAACGCGGAGUGCCCCUACACCUGAUUGACAAAUAUAUGAACGAGUCCAAGAUUGUCGAGCAGGAGAAGUAAAAUCGGUCAGAGCGCAAUGAGAGACUUUAGCUUUGCAGACAUUUGCCGCCACCAGUGAUCCUCUCUUCUCCCACCUGCUGAGGUCAGCGGCCUGAACGUGGAGGGAUGGAUGAUGGAGGGAACGCGGGACUGUUUGAGGGAAUGAAGGGGAGGGUGUACUGGUCUGUGGUGUGGCAUGCUGUGUGCAGGUUUUGAAGCUAGUUACCAUAGGAAAUAAAAGCCAGUUCGCAUCUUUGCCACCCUCUUGUGUUUGAAAGACUGUGUCAGCUCAGAUGCAUGUCAGCAGUGUUUUGGUUCAGUGUGUAAAAAAAAGGGGGGGGUGGGGGUGGGGGGUAACAAAGCACAAAUAAAUCACAGUAUCACAAUAUUUACAUGUUGAUUUUUGUUGGGAGCGUCUGCUGAAGAUGGCAAUUUAUUUCUGGGAGCUGUAAGAAGAGAAAAGGGAAUGUAUAAACAAAGAUUUGGUGUUUGUAUGGUGUGUCAGAACUUCUAUAUGGAAAGAAAAAUAUAAAUAGAUCAGAGUAAUGUUGGAUAAAUGAAUGUGUAGACCCUUUCAAGUUAAUAUUCACAUUUCACUCAUUUUGUGUUGAUUAUUUAUGUGUAAUAAGUGGCAAAAUGUAGAGGUUUACACAGAGUCCAUAAUCUGCAUGACACAUUAUGCUUUUUGGAUUCAUAUUGGGCUGGAGGCUUGAUGCUCGGUCAUGUGUGCAUGCAUUUGUCUUUGUAAUUAUGUCUCAUGCAUUACAAUAAAAAAAGUAAUGUGGAAAAAAC
Acanthopagrus latus (yellowfin seabream) is the source of this 5080-nucleotide messenger RNA. RefSeq names its product myosin binding protein C1 (gene mybpc1). Gene Ontology annotation, molecular function: protein binding. The transcript has 35 exons. The coding region runs from base 473 to 4192 and encodes 1239 amino acids. The record is from RefSeq and is a predicted model, not a curated record. Lineage: Eukaryota; Metazoa; Chordata; Actinopteri; Spariformes; Sparidae.